UAACCGGCUGUCUGUGAUCAGCAGUCUAGUCAACAUGGCUGCCUCCGUGAGGAAAGCAGCGCACGACAUAGAGACGCGAAAGCGGACCGAUGAUGUGCUUCUGUCGGAGGGGAUCGACUUCAGCUCCCUGCUGCUGUCUCAGCCCGUGUUGGAGGGACUGUCCUCCGCAGGCUUUCAGAAACCCUCCCCGAUCCAGCUCAAGGCGAUCCCGCUGGGCCGCUGCGGACUUGAUUUGAUCGUGCAGGCCAAGUCUGGCACGGGGAAGACAUGCGUGUUCUGCACCAUCGCUCUGGACUCUCUGGUCCUGGAGAAUGCUGCAACUCAGGUUCUUGUGCUGGCUCCGACACGUGAGAUAGCGGUGCAGAUCCACUCAGUCGUGAUGGCAAUAGGCUGUGCCAUGGAGGGCCUGGAGUGUCAUGUCUUCAUUGGGGGCAGGCCUGUAGGUCAGGACAAGCCCCAUCUGAAGAAGUGCCAUAUAGCUGUGGGCUCACCUGGUCGUAUCAAGCAGCUCAUCGAGCUGGGCAUGUUGUCCACCGCCAGCAUCAGACUGUUUGUUCUGGACGAAGCUGACAAGCUGCUGGAGGAGGGAAGCUUCCAGGAACAGAUAAACUGGAUCUUCUCCUCUCUGCCUGUGAACAAACAGAUGCUUGCGCUCUCUGCCACCUACCCAGAAUCCCUCGCUCAGCACCUGACCCGCUACAUGAGAGAGCCCACUUUUGUUAGACUCAAUCCCAGGGACAUGGGCCUCAAAGGCCUGAAGCAGUAUUACAAGCUGGUGCAAUCCCAUCCGUUACCUCACAAGGUGUUUGAGGAGAAGGUGCAGCACUUGCUGGAGCUGUUCAGUAAAAUACCUUUCAAUCAAGCGCUGGUGUUCUCCAACCUGCACACAAGGGCUCAGCACCUGGCAGACAUCCUCUCCUCCAAAGGCUUACCUGCUGUUUGCAUCUCAGGUGGUCUGAGUCAGGACCAGAGACUGGAGGCCAUGUCAAAACUGAAGCAGUAUCAAUGCAGAGUGCUCAUCUCCACUGACCUGACUUCCAGAGGUAUAGAUGCAGAGAAAGUAAACCUGGUGAUUAACCUGGAUGUGCCGCAGGACUGGGAAACCUAUAUGCACCGAAUUGGACGGGCUGGCCGCUUCGGCACUCAGGGGCUGGCUGUGACCUACUGUUGCCAUGGCGAAGAGGAGAACAAGAUGAUGGCCAUCGCUCAAAAGUGUGGCCUGAGUUUGUCUGUGUUGCCAUCCACCAUAGAGCCUGGGUUGAUGGAUGAGCCUUGUGACUGGGAUGUCUGCACUGAGGCGUCAACCCCAGGCCCCCAGUCCCAGCUCUUCCCCAAAAAAGAGAAGAGACGUGUCAAGGCUGCUGCCCCCAUCAUGGAUGAAGCUGUAGAGCAUAGCCGUGAAAGAAAGCCAGAGAAGACCCAUCCAGCAGCCAGGUUGGGAACGCACGGUGAAAGGAAUGCUAGAAGAGCGUCUCCUGUAAAGGACGUUCUCCCGCCGCCGACUCGAAAAGAGCUGCAAGACGCUCUGCCGAAGAUUCCUCCACUCAGCUCGUACAAGACUUGCACGUCAGAGUUUAUGACCUUCGAGGAGGCUGAGCAGGACUUCCAGAUGUUCAUUACGACGGGUUUAGGGAGAUCAGUGGAAGUCAUCAGGGAGUUCAGAGGUGGAGAGGACGUCGGUGAUCAGAACGUUCACAGAGUGUCUGUCAUGAUUGAGGAUGACGGAACUCAGAGUGUCUCACAAAGCUGUAAACUGUGGAAAUCUGAGCUUUCACCUCCAAAAUCAACAUCUGGUACUUCAAGCUCCCAAUCUGAUAUGGAGGAGAGCCAGCAGGAUGAUGAGAAUCUGGGGCAGUUAGAUACAACAAGAGGAGGCGAAUACAGCGCAGUCACUAAGACUGAAGCAAGUCAUAGAUCCACUGUUGUCAAACCAAAUGUAGGGCCCACUAGAACCGAACCUCAAACAUCUUCUGAACCAAUAAUAUAUCGCCAGGAAAUCGGUCCAACGAGUAGCAGAGCUUUGCCACCGCGUGAAAACUACGAAUAUGCACCAAGUAUUACAUCGAGCAGGCGGACGGGUCCAGCACAAACCAGCAAAAACGAAUCAAGAAAGACAAAGGAAGCGAUUGGGAAACGGAGCAAAAAGGUUUCAGAGAAGAUGAAGAAGGAGCAAAAGAGGGAAAGGGAUGAAAGAGAACCUGAUGAUGAAGAGGAGGAGGAGGAGGAGGAGGAGGAGAUGAGCGCUGAAACUUACUGGAGAGACUGCUACAGAGCCUGGGCUCAUUACUACGCCUCCAUGUCUCCGUAUCAGGAGCAAGGUUACCAAAGCUACUAUAAUGUAGCUCACAACUGGAUGGCAGCUUAUCGCAUGAAUGCUGUUUACAUGGAGGAACUCCUGAAACACUGACUUGUCUCUACUGUCUUCAAACAUUGCCAAUCAUCAUCUAAUGAGAGAAUGUAAACAGUCUUAACAUCUGCAAAAAAUGAAUUAAAAAUUGCAGGAGUUGAGUACAAAUAUUUGCACUUCUGAUCUAACAUACUGCACUUAGAUGUUUUUUGAGUGUUUUUCAAUGAAUUCAUGCUAUAUGCUGUUUGUCGCUAUUACUUUUCUAAUAAAUUACCACCAUGGAGCACA
Messenger RNA from Thunnus maccoyii (southern bluefin tuna), 2635 nucleotides. RefSeq names its product DEAD (Asp-Glu-Ala-Asp) box polypeptide 20 (gene ddx20). The record is from RefSeq and is a predicted model, not a curated record. The transcript has 12 exons. Bases 35 to 2407 code for a protein of 790 amino acids. Gene Ontology annotation, cellular component: SMN complex. Gene Ontology annotation, molecular function: RNA binding; ATP binding; RNA helicase activity. Lineage: Eukaryota; Metazoa; Chordata; Actinopteri; Scombriformes; Scombridae. Gene Ontology annotation, biological process: spliceosomal snRNP assembly.